Molecule: messenger RNA, 1630 nt
Organism: Myotis brandtii (Brandt's bat)
Lineage: Eukaryota; Metazoa; Chordata; Mammalia; Chiroptera; Vespertilionidae
Gene: TMEM115
Product: transmembrane protein 115
Exons: 3
Coding region: 1-1077 (358 amino acids)
Biological process (GO): retrograde vesicle-mediated transport, Golgi to endoplasmic reticulum
Cellular component (GO): membrane; Golgi apparatus
Source: RefSeq, a predicted model, not a curated record
AUGGCGCGGACCCGGAAGACCUACGCGGAGAGGGCAUCCCGCCGCCUCCCGGGGCGCGCAGGCGCAGCACCCCUCGCCAGCGUGGUGGUGAAGGCCCUGUGCGCCGCGGUGCUGUUCCUCUACCUGCUGUCCUUCGCCGUGGACACGGGCUGCCUGGCGGUCACCCCGGGCUACCUCUUCCCGCCCAACUUCUGGAUCUGGACCCUGGCCACCCACGGGCUGAUGGAACAGCACGUGUGGGAUGUGGCCAUCAGCCUGGCCACGGUGGUGGUGGCUGGGCGCUUGCUCGAGCCCCUCUGGGGGGCCUUAGAGCUGCUCAUCUUCUUCUCCGUGGUGAACGUGUCCGUGGGGCUGCUGGGGGCCUUCGCCUACCUCCUCACCUACAUGGCUUCCUUCAACCUGGUGUACCUUUUCACCAUCCGCAUCCACGGCGCCCUGGGCUUCCUGGGCGGCGUCCUGGUGGCACUGAAGCAAACCAUGGGGGACUGUGUGGUCCUGCGGGUGCCCCAGGUGCGCAUCAGCGUGGUGCCCAUGCUGCUGCUGGCGCUGCUGCUGCUCCUGCGGCUGGCCACGCUGCUCCAGAGCCCCGCGCUGGCCUCCUAUGGCUUCGGGCUGCUCUCCAGCUGGGUGUACCUUCGCUUCUACCAGCGCCAUAGCCGAGGCCGAGGGGACAUGGCUGACCACUUUGCUUUCGCCACCUUCUUCCCGGAGAUCCUGCAGCCCGUGGUGGGGCUGUUGGCGAACUUGGUGCACAGCCUCCUGGUGAAGGUGAAGAUCUGCCAGAAGACAGUGAAGCGCUACGAUGUGGGGGCCCCGUCCUCCAUCACCAUCAGCCUCCCGGGCACAGACCCUCAGGAUGCGGAGCGGAGAAGGCAACUGGCCCUGAAGGCCCUCAACGAACGACUGAAGAGAGUGGAGGACCAGUCCAUCUGGCCGAGCAUGGAUGACGAUGAAGAGGAGGCUGGGGCCAAGGUGGACAGCCCUCUGCCCUCAGACAAGGUCCCCACCCUCCCAGGGAAGGGGGCUGCCCCAGAAUCCAGCCUGAUCACCUUUGAGGCAGCUCCCCCGAAGCUGUAACUCCAGACCACCUUGAGUGUAGCACCUCCUCUCCCACAUCCCCGACCCCUCCUCAGCUGCUCUGAGGAGAGGGAGGAUGGUCUCCGGGGGUCUCCACAGCCUUCUGCUAUUUCUCGCCAACACUACCCAGGACUCUUGCUACCUGGUUACAACUCCAGACAACCACUAAGUCAGGCAUCCGCCAGCCGAGGCUGUCUGAGGUAAGACUGCACCUCGGCGGGUCGCCCCAAGCAAGUGGCAGUAGGGACACUGGUGCCGCAGCUUCCGGGCCAACCCUCACACCUGAUACUGUGGCCGAGAGCCCUGAGCCAAGGCAAGGAUUUGCCAAAAACAUCCUGGGGGGUCCAGCCAGCGUAGGAGCCAGCACAGGGCUGUGCCUCCCUGCCCACCCCCAGAAGGACUGUAUUCACCUCGAGAUUUCCGGUUCCCUCUGCUGUGGCCACGGCUGCUGCUAGGCCAGAGCGGCCACAGCUCCCUGGCGUUUUCUACGGGGCCACUGAGCGGGCGGCUGGCCCAGCGCGCAGUGUCAAUAAAGCAGUUCUUUGAGGUAUGA